AUGGAACGUUCGCAGAAGAAUCAGUUGCAAGAUUUCGACUGGGCACUGGGUCUGAACCGCUUCAGUCUCCGGCUGAUGGGCAUAUGGCCGGCCGACCAGGACGAAAGCUCGAAAUCCUUGCUAACAGUCUCGAGGAUACCUCUGAUGAUCCUCGUACUGCUCUGCGGCCUGUUCCUACCGCAGAUGUGGGCCCUCGCGUUGGUGAUCGAGCAGCUACCACUGGCCAUCGACAACCUCAUGACCAGCUGUCCAGCCUUCACCUCCUGCAUCAAGCUCUUCUUCAUCUGGCGCAGUAAAACGAUCUUGCAGCCGGUGAUCGACUCGGCGCUUCAGGACUAUCUCCGGCCGAAGUCGAAAUCGGAAGAAACGGCGAUGCAGCGAGAGGCCUUGCGAGGCCGACUCGUGACCAUCGCUGACUACUCGAUAAUGGCGAGCUGCUACGUGGGCUUCAUCUUCAUGCCGAUGCUGGGCUUCAACGUGCGCAUCAUCAACAACCUCACCGACUGCGACACUCAGCGCGUCCUCCUGGUCCAGUCUUACUUUCCCUACGACUACGCCAGGAGUCCAGCUUUCGAGCUGACGCACCUGCUACAGCUGGCCGCGAGCUUCUUCGUGGGCAUGGCCAUAUCGAUUCCCGACGAUUACUUUUGCGCUUUGUUGUUUCACGCGAGCGCUCAGUUCGAGAUUCUGGGCCUGCAGAUCGAGAGCUUGCCGAUCGACGGGAGCAAGAGCGGCAGGCUGUUGAGCGGAUUUAUCGAGAGGCAUGUGCAUCUCAACAGGAUGGUAUCCGCGGUGGAAAGAUCGUUCGAGUUCGUUAUCGCCGCGCAGAUAUUCUGCAUGUCCAUCAUGGUCUGCUGUUUGGGCUUUCAGGUUCUGAGGAUGCUGGACAGCGCGGCGGAGAAGCCCACCCCUGUGCAGAUCCUCACGCUCGGCGGAACCCUCUUCACCAUGUUGCUGCACACGUUCGUCGAUUGUUUCGCCAGUGAGAAUCUUGCCGCCCGUAGUUCCGAGCUGUUUUUCAAAAUCUACAGCAGCAGGUGGUACUCGCUAUCCUGGAGCAAGAUGCGCUGCCUCGUGCCGAUGAUGCUCGUAGCGAAGACUCCGAGACAGAUAAGGGCUGGAAAAAUUUUGUCCAUGUCUCUGGCUACUUAUUGCUCUAUAAUAAAAUCGACCGCCGGCUACAUAUCGAUGCUCAUCGCUGUCAGCGGAAGGUGA
Molecule: messenger RNA, 1215 nt
Organism: Nasonia vitripennis (jewel wasp)
Lineage: Eukaryota; Metazoa; Arthropoda; Insecta; Hymenoptera; Pteromalidae
Gene: Or36
Product: odorant receptor 36
Exons: 7
Coding region: 1-1215 (404 amino acids)
Biological process (GO): sensory perception of smell; detection of chemical stimulus involved in sensory perception of smell
Cellular component (GO): plasma membrane
Molecular function (GO): odorant binding; olfactory receptor activity
Source: RefSeq, marked inferred